Frieseomelitta varia is the source of this 2158-nucleotide messenger RNA. Its product is annotated as octopamine receptor beta-2R-like. Gene Ontology annotation, biological process: adenylate cyclase-activating adrenergic receptor signaling pathway. Lineage: Eukaryota; Metazoa; Arthropoda; Insecta; Hymenoptera; Apidae. The transcript is spliced from 3 exons. Gene Ontology annotation, molecular function: octopamine receptor activity. The record is from RefSeq and is a predicted model, not a curated record. Gene Ontology annotation, cellular component: membrane. Bases 1114 to 2127 code for a protein of 337 amino acids.
ACGCGGCUCGGGCAUCUCCGUCGCUCGGCCACGCUCAUUCAAGCUGGACGCGUUCCGAGCCGACUUGGCUCGAUUCAGUCGCGGCCGACCCGCCACUCUGCAAGCUCUCGUCCAUCGCGCGCGCGUGUCUUCGUGCUUCCUCCUUUAGACGCUUCUUCUCUCUUCGCUUCUCCUCGGCCUCCCUCUCCUCUUCGUUCGACACCCCCACCCCCUUCUCGAUCAUCAACCGAACGAGUCCCCCCGAGUUUCACCCGCCGAAGAACCCACCCCGACGAAGAAGCGAAAAGAUCGGUGAGUCAGUUUCGCCCGCCUGAGCGAAGAGGAGGAUCGUCUUUGCUCGAGCGAGCGAGCGAGCCUCGUGGAGAAGGGAGAAAAGUGGAACAGGUGUCUGGCUGGUGGGACAUCUCGGUAGGGUGAAACACAUCUGUUUUUCCGUGUCUCGUCGAGAGCCCGCCGGUGCAACGAGGUCUCGCAGGAACGGCUCCUCUCCUCGGACCGCGGUGAGAUGAGACGUCCAGUGUACACGGUGAUUGCGGUGGUGUUCGAACGGCGCCGCGACAAACAGCCAGUCGCGAACGGUGAUAUUUUGUGAACCGGGGGCAACCGGGGGGAACCGGCCACGCGUGACAGUGUGUGACAGUGCGCUGUGGAAACGAAAAGUGUAGAAACGAGGGAUUCUCGCGCCGUUCUCUGCUCGCUGCUCUCGCUGUCUCAGAAAAGUGCUUUGUGGACCGACCGACAGCGUGUGGAUAACGAGUAUUCUACAGUUCUAGUAGCGGCGGAAGAAGGACCGAGAGGAAGGAAAAUCUGCGGAAGCGGCGAGCUGCUCUUUCUCUCUCUCUUUCUCUCUCUCUCUCUCUCUCUCUCUCUCUCUCUCUCGUCGGCGCAGAAAGGAGACUCGGGAAAAUCGGCCCGUGACACGGCGAGAGAUCAACGCUGGCAAGCGUCCCGGCGUACGAGAAACUUGGCAAGAGGCAACGCCCUUACCACGCCGGGAAGAUGAAGGCUAGCCUGGUGCGUCGGCUGGUUGGCACGUCCGUGACCUAAGGCCGCCCGUCGAGUCUCUUCCGGCGAGAAGAAGAGGAACAAGGCCAAAGGGGGGGCUCGAGCGCGAUGACGACGAUCAUGGUGACGGGGUCCGAGCCGACGGUGGAGUCGGUGGUGUCCCCGGUGGACGUGACCACCAUCCUGAACGCAAUCUCGACCGAGGACAGUGGCCAGUUCGCCAACAGCAGCUACUCGAGCGACCAGCGGUGGUCGGUUCCCGUGACGAUCGCGAAAGGCUGCGUGUUGGGAUCGAUCAUCGUGACGGCGGUGUUCGGCAAUCUGCUGGUGAUGGUGUCGGUGAUGCGGCAUCGCAAGCUACGUAUCAUCACCAACUACUUCGUGGUCUCGCUGGCCCUGGCCGACAUGCUGGUAGCGAUGUUCGCGAUGACGUUCAACGCGUCGGUGCAGAUGACCGGCAGAUGGCUGUUCGGCUACUUUAUGUGCGACGUGUGGAACUCGUUGGACGUGUACUUCAGCACCAGCUCGAUCCUGCAUCUGAUGUGCAUCUCGGUGGACCGUUACUGGGCGAUCGUCAAGCCCCUGAAAUAUCCCAUCAUCAUGACCAAGAGGCUGGCCGCGUACAUGCUGCUCGCCUGUUGGAUCAUGCCAGCGUUCAUCUCGUUCAUGCCGAUCUUCAUGGGCUGGUACACCACCGCGGAGAACAGCACGUACCGGCAGGAGCACCCGGAGCUGUGCGAGUUCAAGGUGAACAAGGUGUACGCGAUAUUCUCGUCGAGCAUCUCGUUCUGGAUACCGUGCACCAUCAUGACCCUCACGUACUUCGCCGUGUUCAAAGAGGCGAACAGGCAGGAGAAGCAGAUGCACAGCCGCAUGGGGAACGUGAUGCUGCUGAGCCACAGGCCGAGCAAAGACCUGAACAAUUUGAACGGCGAGCUGAACAGCGCCGGUUCGUCCAAGACGCUCACGCUCAACGAGAUCAGCACCGAUCACCUGCACACGCCCACCAAAGACAAGAACAUCAUGAAGAUGAAGAGAGAGCACAAGGCUGCCAGGACGUUGGGCAUCAUCAUGGGUACCUUCAUAAUUUGCUGGUUGCCGUUCUUCUUGUGGUGCGUCUGAGAAUUCAGGCUUUCCAGACACUUUGCGAACG